AUGCCCUUUACUACCUGCAUCACCGAAACUAGGGUUUCGGAUCCUGGAAAGAUCAAGGUAACGCCUUACGACGGAACGACCAAUCCCAGGGCACACCUGCAAGCUUUCCAGAUCGCAAUGGAGAUAGCCAAAUUCAGAGAAAGCGAAAGAGAUGCCGGCGAAUGCCGCCUUUUCAUCAAAAAUCUCCAAGGAGCAGCGCUCGAAUGGUUCUCUCGCCUGAAGGGGAAUUCCAUUGGAAGCUUUCGCAAACUCGCCUCGAAGUUUCUCAAGCAGUACUCUAUGUUCAUAGACCGAGAAACCUCUGAUGUCGAUCUCUGGAGCAUGUCCCAAGGAGAGGACGAACCUCUCCGCGACUUCAUAAAACGGUUUAGGAUUGUCAUGGCUAGAGUCAGUGGAAUAAGCGACAAAGUGGCAGUAGACGCACUCUGUAAAACGCUCUGGUACAAGUCAAAGUUCAGGAAGUGGAUAACCUUUGAUAAGCCGCGUAUGAUUCAAGACGCGCUCCAUAAGGCCACAGACUAUAUAACCAUCGAAGAAGAGACAAAAAUCUUAUUGUCGGAUCAAAAACCUAAAAGGAGAAACCCUCGUAACGACAAAAACGUCCAUCAUGGGGAAGAGGAGACCCAGGGGGCGCAUAACUACGCCAUCAAUUCCGGACCAGAGCAAGGCCGGACGACGGGAAAUACAUUGACUCGGAAUCCGAAUUACGACGAGAACGCCUUCUGCGACUUUCAUCAGACCCGCAGUCGUUCGACCGUAAACUGUAAGGUUCUCGGUGCCAGGUUGGCCACAAAGCUGCUCGCAGGAGAACUCUCCGAAGUAUCUAGCGUAAAAGAUCUCGUCCGCUACUCAGACCGCCCUCCGAGAAACAAUAAAGCCCCUCAAACGGAGAACUCUCUCCAAGGGAACCAAUCAGGAGAAAAGCGCGGGAGAAGGCAGGAUGAGAAGGGCAAUGACAAUAGUCGCUGCAGAGUCAAUAUGAUCAUCGGAGGAUCGCAGUUCUGCAGUGAUACAAUCUCCGCCAUCAAAGCUUAUGAGCGCAAGGCUGAGACAAGCGCAAAUUCGCUAACCGGGAGCGCUCCUAGCGAUUUCCCGCGACGAAGAAGAGGCCGACGGGAUCGAUCAGCCCCACUCCGACCCGCUCGUGAUCGAUCCCGUGAUAAGAUAUCUCGAGGUCGCGAGAGUUCUCAUCGACACGGGUAG
Molecule: messenger RNA, 1203 nt
Organism: Brassica oleracea var. oleracea
Lineage: Eukaryota; Viridiplantae; Streptophyta; Magnoliopsida; Brassicales; Brassicaceae
Exons: 2
Coding region: 1-1203 (400 amino acids)
Source: RefSeq, a predicted model, not a curated record